Molecule: messenger RNA, 314 nt
Organism: Symbiodinium pilosum
Lineage: Eukaryota; Dinophyceae; Suessiales; Symbiodiniaceae
Source: the annotation of a GenBank genome assembly
CAGGAAGUCGGUAUGCCCAUUUUGGAGACACAUGGCAUGAUUCGGCAUGCUGCCCUGAUUAACUAUGGUGAAGUAGCGCCCCUCUGCGCUCAUGCUCUGAAGGAGCUGAGCGUCGUGUACAGAGAGGAGCUUUUUCAAGCAGGUGCCAAAGGUGAUUUGAUGUAUUUCGUCCGAGAUGGCAAGCUGCACUACAGCUGGGAAGUUACACCGCAUCUCAUCGAGGAGGUUGUCCCGGAAAUGCGCGUGAGCGAAGCAGCGCUGUGGUUGAACCUGGGCUUGUCCCACAUAGGCCGUCCUGGGACUGAGGGCAUAAG